This is a messenger RNA of Exophiala mesophila, 2208 nucleotides long. RefSeq lists its product as uncharacterized. Gene Ontology annotation, molecular function: methyltransferase activity. Gene Ontology annotation, biological process: ubiquinone biosynthetic process. The transcript is spliced from 2 exons. Lineage: Eukaryota; Fungi; Ascomycota; Eurotiomycetes; Chaetothyriales; Herpotrichiellaceae. The record is from RefSeq and is a predicted model, not a curated record. The coding region runs from base 72 to 989 and encodes 305 amino acids.
CCACAUUUGGUGUAGGAGCAUCCUUGAAGCCAGGUCUCCCGCAUUGUUUAUUGCGACAGUUUACAAGCGUCAUGUCUCGCUUGAUGUCUAGACAUGUCCCACGACUACUGCGAAGUGGUCGUCCCAGCCACGGCUUCAGCCCAAGCUCCAGAUUCAUCAGCUCGAGUCUAUCACGAGCCCAACAAUUGCCCGGCGAAGAUGCUCGAACCACUCAUUUUGGCUUCGAAACUGUGGCUGAAGCCCAGAAGGAAGCACGAGUCGGUGCCGUCUUCUCCUCUGUUGCAUCUUCCUACGAUACGAUGAACGAUCUCAUGUCGCUCGGCAUUCACCGUCUCUGGAAGGAUUACUUUGUUCGAAGCCUUAAUCCUGGAAGUCGGGACUCCGAGGCUGGAUGGAACAUACUAGAUGUUGCCGGCGGGACCGGGGACAUUGCAUUCCGCAUGCUCGAUCAUGCCACCAACAUCAAUGGAGAUGUCAAGACCAAAGUGACAGUGUCGGACAUCAACCCAGAGAUGCUGGCAGAAGGAAAGAAAAGAUCCUUGGCCACACCGUACGGAAACUUGGACCGACUGAAGUUCAUGGAGGGCAAUGCAGAAUCGAUGCCAUCACUUCCUUCAAACUCGUUCGAUCUCUACACCGUUUCCUUUGGCAUCAGAAAUUUCACAAAUAAAGAUGCGGCAAUCAGGGAAGCAUAUCGGAUUCUCAAGCCCGGUGGAGUGUUUGCUGUGCUGGAAUUCAGCCAUGUUGACAAUGCAUUGUUCAAUGCAUUCUACAAGAGGUGGAGCUUUAGUGCAAUCCCGUUGAUAGGUCAACUGGUGGCCGGGGAUAGAGAUAGUUACCAAUACCUGGUUGAGAGCAUCGAACGACAUCCCCCUCAGGAAGAAUUCAAAGCCAUGAUUCAGGAAGCAGGGUUCAUCACACCCGGCAAGGGGUUUGAAAACCUAUCGGGGGGCAUAGCCACUAUUCAUCGUGGAGUCAAACCGGUGUGAAGCAACAAAAAGGCCUGUACUAGUGUUAUGACGCCUCACCGAAAUGGUUCUUCAUAAAGACCGGUGGCCAUGCUAGGCCUCAAUGCGACCAGCGUGAAGGCCGCCAUCUACCAAAAUAUCGGUACCAGUGGUAUAGGAAGCGGCAUCGCUUAACAGGUACACCGCGGCGCCCAUCAAGUCGUUGCGAUUGCCUAUACGCUUCAGGGGCGGGGCCGUGUGCAUCAGCUCGACUAGGUGUGGAUGGUCCUUGCGCAGAUUCUUGGUCAUGUCGGAUUCUGUGUAGCCUGGCGAAAUGGAGUUGACCGUGAUACCUUGGGGUGCCAACUCGACGCUCAGGGCGGUCGUCAACAUCUUGACGGCGCCUUUAGAGGUGUGGUAGGCGGCUAGAUGAUGGCCGGGGAUCGCACAAUGUGCACAAACGGAGGCAAUGAGGACCAGACGACCGCCGGUGCCUUGCUUUUCCAUUUGCUUAGUGGCAAGCUGAGCUGCGAAAAAUGUGCCAUUGACCUAUCUAUGGUGAGGAUGGCGGGUGGCGGGGACAGGUACGGCGGCUUACAUUGAUCUCCUGGAUUCUGGAGACCUCUUUCCAAGUAUGUUGGACAAACGGUUUGUCAAGGACGAUGCCAGCGGCAGUGACACUGUCCAUUAGUGGAGUAUCCAAAACGGAAGAACGGAACGCUGUACCUACCAUCCAUCCAAGGAUCCGAGUUCGGAUAUGGACUGUUCAAAGGCAUGGGUGAGGCUUUCCUCACUCGUGACGUCCGUUUUGAUGUAACGAGUCUUGACGCCAAAUUCCGCUUCGAGACUGGAAAAGUCCUUGACGGGUGAGUUUGAGAUAUCCAAGACAGCUACAUUGCCACCCAUCUCGGCGAUGGCCCUGGUGAUAGAAUAGCCAAUACCUCUUGCCCCGCCAGUCACGAUGUAAUUACGGUUUUUUAGAUCGAACAUGGCUCUGACGCUGCGAAGGUCGCCAUCAUGCAAGGUCUCUGCGGUUGUGUGGCUGGUAUAGCGGAACCCUGUACGCUGUCCCGAUGCUCUGGGAAGAGGCCGCAGCAGACGAAAUGCAAGCUUGGCCCACAUGAUGUUUGUACAGUGGCUCAGGGGCGAGAAUAAGAAUGAAGUGGUGAAGCUGUGAAAGCAAGUAUGGAAUCGGUCAGGAGACCUCGCCUCACAGAAAAGCGGUCUUUUGCGGUUUCGAGAUAGCCGGGGCAAUUGUCCA